UGCGAUAUUUACACGACUGUUCUUCUUCGUCUCACGCAAAAUACAUUCGUUCUCUCUCCAAAUCGAAACCGAUUUCUUCAUCUGAAAUCACACCAGAUUCGUGAUCGCAAGCUUUGUUUCCAUGGAUUUGACUAUUGUCAUCGAUACGAUUACAUCAUCUGCAACUCAAGGCUUAGGAAUCGCGAAAUUCCCUCGCCAUUCGGAACAACACUCUUCAUCUUCCGGCUGCCUCCAGGUUUCCGCUGUGAUUUUCCCUGUGGACUCGAUGGCACGGCCUCCUGUUAGAUCUCGUAACCUGAAAACGAUUCCUCGGAGACAGGUCAGUAGACGGAAGCGUACAAGACGGAGUAGAUCCGCUACCGAUGGUGGAUCCGACGGGAGUGACGGUGGUGGUUAUUUUGGCGGUGGCGGUGGUGGAGGUGGAGGAGGAUGGAACUUUGAUCGUUUUGGAUGGUCGAAUUGGGAUGAAUCUUCUUCUUCUUCACCCGCGGAUCCUGCAUUUGAUUUUGUCUAUGAGGUAAUCUGUUGGAUUGUGCUUUCAAAUUGCUUGCACUUCUCUUUCAAGAAGGUUGUGAGAAUUGUUGCGAAUGGAAUAGGUGGUUCUGAGAGAGAGAAGGUUCAAUUGAGACUGAAUCCAGUCUAUUAGUAGUAUCAUAGGCUCAUUUCCAUAAAAAUAAUAAUUGUACUCAUUAGCGUAAGUAAGAUUGUUAUGAAUCCUGUACAUUCCUGUGUAGCAUGUUCUUAUCACGCUUCCAUUGAAGUUAAUGAUGUAAAUGAUUUGUAUAUAUAUAUGAUUCUUCAAACAAAAUGCUUGUGGCUUUGCACUAACUUUGCUAUAUAAUAAUGCCAUGUUUUCUUCUUGUU
Impatiens glandulifera is the source of this 864-nucleotide messenger RNA. RefSeq lists its product as uncharacterized. Lineage: Eukaryota; Viridiplantae; Streptophyta; Magnoliopsida; Ericales; Balsaminaceae. The record is from RefSeq and is a predicted model, not a curated record. The coding region runs from base 122 to 646 and encodes 174 amino acids. The transcript has a single exon.